Linum tenue is the source of this 2444-nucleotide messenger RNA. NCBI's taxonomy places the organism in Eukaryota, Viridiplantae, Streptophyta, Magnoliopsida, Malpighiales, Linaceae. The record is from the annotation of a GenBank genome assembly.
UGAAAAAAUAAUUAUAUGGAUAAAACAAAAAACGCCGGAAACCCUCCCAUCUUCUUAAUUCCUCACUAAACCCUUCCCUCCGCCGAGCACCUCGUUGUCGCUCUUCCCCGGCCAGCGCACUUAAUCGACCAGCACUCACCUCUGUGACGCUCAUCUCGGCCAGCGCUCGCUCCGCAGAGGCUCAUCUUUCGAACCCCUCAUCAAUCAUCAUCCCGGACAUCGGUUCCGUCCUCGAUCGACCGCUUUCUUCCCAUAUUUUGAGUGCACUAUAGAAGCAAAGCCAAGAGUUGAAUGGAAGGAGACACUCAAUGAACUCCUUGAUCAUUUCUGGGGAUCAAGGAACCCUGUGAUCUUCGCUAAUUUAGUCUGUUUUUCUCUCUCGAGUAAGUAUCUGUCUGUGUACCUCCAGCAAGAUGCAUGGUACUCGUACCCUUUUCCAUCGUUACAUAAAAACUCUGAGAAGAGUUCCAAACCCUCAGUUUCGCCCCAAUAUAGAAUCUUCUCAACGAUUUUGCAUCACCCCAAAACCCUCAUUCUCCUACUCUGGAAGCGGCUACUCGACAUCAGCUGCUGCAACAUCCCGUGAUGUGCAGGAAAUUCUGGUAGAAGUAGAGCGUGAGAAACAAAGGGAAAAGGAGGCCAGGAAGCGUGCAGGGUUGGAUACUAAAGAUCUAGAUGCAGAAGAUGAGGAGGAUUACAUGGGAGUUGGGCCUCUGAUUGAGAAGUUAGAGAAGGAGAAGCUGAAAGAAGUUGGUGACAAGCUGAAUAUGUAUGAGGAGCCUUCUGAUUCAGAGAACGACGAAGACGAUGAAAGGUUUGCACCAGAUGCUAUCCGGAAAAGGUUUGAACAGUUUCAGAAGAAGCACCAGCGGCAUAAAGAGUUGCUUGACAAUUUCACUGAGAGUGAGACACUUGACGAGGCGUACAAAUGGAUGAGUAGAAUUGACAAGUUUGAGCAAAAGCAUUUCAGGCUUCGGCCAGAGUAUCGGGUCAUUGGUGAGUUGAUGAAUCGUCUGAAGGUAGCCGAAGGCAAGGAAAAAUUCAUCCUGCAACAGAAGAUCAACAGGGCUUUGAGGAUGGUGAAUUGGAAGGAAGCUUAUGAUCCUAAUGAUCCAGCUAAUUUUGGAGUUAUCCAACAUUCUCAAGUGGGUUCUAAUGUCGAUCUCAUUGAAAAUGCUGACGGCGAGGAUGAGAAGGAUGAGAAGCAAACAGUCCAAGAUAGUGAUGAGGAAGAAGAGUUUGAUGACAUGAAGGAAAGAGAUGAUAUACUAUUAGAGAAGCUGAAUGAUCUUGAUAAGACACUUGAAGAGAAACUCGCCGAGUUGGAUUAUACAUUUGGAAAGAGAGGCAAGGCUCUUGAGGAAGAGAUCAGAGAUCUUGCUGUGGAGAGAAAUGCCCUGACAGAAAAGAAAAGGAAACCAAUGUAUAGAAAGGGUUUUGAUGUGAAGUUGAUCGAUGUGAAUCGAACUUGUAAAGUUACAAAGGGUGGGCAAGUUGUCAAGUACACUGCUAUAUUAGCUUGUGGGAACUAUCAUGGCGUUGUUGGGUUUGCUAAAGCCAAAGGCCCUGCCAUCCCUAUUGCUCUCCAGAAGGCAUAUGAGAAAUGUUUUCAGAAUCUCCACUACAUAGAACGACAUGAGGAGCACACAAUCGCACAUACCAUACAAACUGAAUAUAAAAAGACCAAGGUCUACCUCUGGCCAGCGCCAACUAGAACAGGUAUGAAAGCAGGGAAAACUGUCCAAACAAUUCUGAAUCUGGCUGGUUUCAAGAAUGUCAAAUCCAAGGUUGUUGGCUCGCGGAAUCCUCACAACACUGUGAAAGCUCUGUUCAAAGCCCUGAAUGCAAUUGAAACUCCAAAGGAUGUCGAAGAGAAGUUUGGCCGGACAGUGGUCGAAAAGUACUUGCUCUGAGAGACGUCCUGGUGAAGAAUCCAGACAUUCUUAUUCCCCAGUUAGGUUCUAUUCUUAUAGUUGAAGUAGCUUAGCCAGAGGAAUAUUUCUAUGCCCAUUUUCGCAGCCAAUUUUGCUUAGUCCCUUGGUCGAUGUUUGGUUAUAGCAGCUGACUGAAGCUGGAUGCCACAAUCAUGGCAGCCAAGAAAAGUAUUGGUGUGAAUUUUGUUUUUGUCACCCUUCUGUUGGAGUUAUACAUUUGUCAUUUUGGGUUCUGAAUGUUAGAGCGAAAGCUCAGAAUCGGGUUAGUUUGGGGAAGGAACUAAAUGUUUGUUAGUUACCAUGACUCUUAAUAAGCCACUUUGUAUGCUCUGUAUCUUUUGCUCUUAUUACGACUAUCCUACUUGGGACAGAAAAAGAUGAGAGAAGGGCUACAAUUUCGACUUUACUUGUUCACUCUGAUUUGUUUAAACUCUCUUUGAAUGUGUACCAUCUGAAGACGGGUUGUGUAUUCCAUCUCGUUUUUUACCCGUCCUUUUAAUAGUUAAGAGC